This is a messenger RNA of Aspergillus caelatus, 712 nucleotides long. RefSeq names its product actin-related protein 2/3 complex subunit 4 family protein. The record is from RefSeq and is a predicted model, not a curated record. Gene Ontology annotation, molecular function: actin filament binding. The transcript has 7 exons. Gene Ontology annotation, biological process: Arp2/3 complex-mediated actin nucleation; actin filament polymerization. Gene Ontology annotation, cellular component: actin cytoskeleton; Arp2/3 protein complex. The coding region runs from base 118 to 627 and encodes 169 amino acids. NCBI's taxonomy places the organism in Eukaryota, Fungi, Ascomycota, Eurotiomycetes, Eurotiales, Aspergillaceae.
CCUACAUCUAUUCCUAGGCUUGCUUCCUGGGCCUGAAUAUAAACAUAAAUCAGAAAGCCUUAGAAUCCUUGACCUCGGAGUAACAACGGAGACCCCAGUAUACGUCACACUUCCAAUAUGUCUCAAUCAUUGCGUCCAUAUCUCCAAUGCGUCCGAGCCUCUCUCACCUCCGCGCUUGCAGUUUCGAACUUCGCUUCCCAGACGUCCGAGAGACAUAAUGUACCUGAAAUUGAGGCCCAAAGCUCCCCUGAACUCCUUCUCAACCCACUUACCGUCUCUCGCAACGAAAAUGAGAAAGUCCUCAUCGAACCUAGUGUGAACAGUGUCCGUGUCAGCAUUAGGAUUAAACAAGCGGACGAGAUUGAACAUAUUUUGGUCCACAAGUUCACCCGGUUUUUGACGCAGCGGGCCGAAUCUUUCUUCAUCUUGCGACGGAAGCCAGUAAAGGGUUAUGAUAUCUCGUUUCUAAUAACGAACCGAAACGUAGAAGAGAUGCUCAAGCACAAGCUAGUUGAUUUCAUUAUCCAAUUUAUGGAGGAAGUCGAUAAAGAGAUUUCCGAGAUGAAGCUCUUCUUGAAUGCCCGUGCGCGAUUCGUCGCUGAGUCUUUCUUGACACCUUUUGACUAAAUUCUUGCUCAUAAUGUUCAUUUUAUGGUUCGUGAUAUAUCCAUGACCUCCAAUUUUAUCCAAUAGCGAGUAUUGUACAGGCGAU